AUGGCGCCAAAAAAACGACGAAAGUACCCUAAGCACAAUUUGCAAAACUCAGAGGUUUUUCAACAAGAAAUCGAGGCCCUGUUCAACAAGAAAUUUGUUUUAAAAUCAAGCGAGGAUUCAUGGGCUCAUCUUCCGUAUGCAAGCCGUAUGUUCACAGAACCUCCUUUCGUUCUAGAAGACUUGAUCUCCAUGAAGGACGAUCUUAAUCGAAAUAAGAGCUUACUUAACGACAUGGAUAUUGAUGAGUGGCAUUUACACACCCGCAGAGCUCAUAAAGCCGGACUUGUUGUGAAGCACCUCAGGGAUAAUCUACGAGUUGAAAUGUGUACUCAAGCUUGGGCUAAAUUCCACGAGAUUCUUCACACUUUUGAUCUCGUCCCUGAGGAUGCUCAGCACACGGGCAAGUUCCGCUCCGUCCAUCUGUGUGAGGCACCAGGAGCUUUUGUGGCCUGUUUAAAUCACUUACUGAAAAGCUGUUAUCAUGGUUUACAGUGGGAAUGGUUGGCUAAUACUUUGAACCCUUACUAUGAAGGACACGAUUUAAAAGCCAUGCUGGAUGAUGACCGGUUCAUAUUUGAGACAUUGCCACAUUGGCAUUUUGGUGCAGAUGGAACUGGAGACUUGAUGAACUUGGUGAACUUAGAAGCUCUUCAGCAAGACAUGGAUCAAGUUCAUUUAGUAAGGGCCGGUAUUGACCUAUUAAAUCACCAGAAAGUCAUCUCACCCACAGUUAUUUCACCUUAACCCAAGAGUUGUGACAACAGUUAAACAAUAUGGUUAUAAUUGGCUAUAAUGCGCUUGAAAUCCAUGCAUAUCUGUUAUGUUUGCUAAUGGAACAACUCAUUUGCAUUGGCAUGUUUUAAUUAUGAGUUGUCUCAUACAAUGGUGUUAAUAAAUUUUAGUAAAAGGGAGUGUUAACCCUUUAAGCCUCAAAAUCAACAUGCAUGUUCUCCACACUGUUCAUCAUACAUUCCUUAUGGUACCACUUGAAAGAAUUUGUUCUAACAUCACAACAUUUCACCUUUGGUGAUCAUUUUAUUCAUUCUCAUGACCUGUAUGUUUGAUCAGGCAGUCUGAUUGUUGGGAGAAAUUGGAUGUGAGUUGGGGCUUAAAGAGUUAAGGUUGUAAACUAGAUUUGUUUUCACCAAAGAAAGGUUGUUGUGCUCUUGGAAUUAAAAAGAAAAUUGUUAUUUUCAGUUUCCAGAAACUUAGGUUGGUCAAUCUGUGGAAAAUGAAAUACUUCAGGGAAAUGGCUUUAUUAUCUCUUUCCAGGACAAUGAUUUUAUUCUUAUAAUCUGUUUGCAGGUCACAGCUGAUGGUAGUAUCAAUUGUGCCAAUCAACCAGAUGAGCAAGAAAGUGUUGUUGCUCAGCUUUGUUUCUGUGAAGCAGUAACAGCCAUUAAUCUGCUUUCUCAAGGAGGAAACUUUGUGUUCAAGAUGUUCACUGCAUUUGAGCACCAGAUGAUAUGCCUGCUUUAUCUUUUCACCUGCUUGUUUCAAGAAGUUCAUGUCAUUAAACCUGGUAAACACUGAAAGUAUAGAUAUAGUACAAAGAAAAUACUGUGAGGUUCUGUUUUCUGGGCAAGUUUCUGUUCUUACUGUCAAUUGCUAUUUUGUAUAAGUAGCAAGCAUGGCAGGUGUCAAGAAGGGAGGGGAAGAGGCUUUUCCUCUCCCUCCCCGUCAAGUACCCUUUCUGUGCUUGCCAUGUAGGCCAUUGUAUAAGUUGCAGUUCAUACUGUUGUUCUACCAUGUCUUACAAUAAAUUAUUCAGUUGGUUUUUUUUUUAAGGUUCAUACUGGUGAACUAUUAAAAAGUGUACUUCUUAGAUUCAUGACCAUAAUUUUAAUUUAAAAUGCUAUGGUAAAAUACUGGUAGGUAAAAAGUAAAGUAAAAACUCUCACACUUCAUUUUCAAUAAUACUGUAAAAUAAAUAGUACUGACAAUGCAAAAUUGUUGCUGGAGGGUUUUUAUUUGAGUGGUCAUACUACAAAAUUUUUUUCCACACGCUCAAAAGAUAGAACUGUAUUAUAUUUAUCUAUAUUUAAGUUGAUGAAGUGAAAGCCCAGGCUUACAUUAAUAUGUUUCAUACUUACUACUUAUUCAAAGACAAAUAUUGUAAUUUACAUAAAUUAAAUGUUUGGUUUAAUUUUUUUUUUAGUUUUUUUUUAGUUUGUUAUUGUAGAGGGACAGUUCCUUGCAAGGAAAUAUAAUUAUUUUGUAUUAAUAUUUAUGUUGCUACAAUAGGUACCAGCAAGUCAGGUAAUUCAGAGGUGUAUAUUGUAUGCCUGCACUUUACUGGAAGAGAAGAAAUUCCUGCUGACAUCAUGCAAAAACUAAGAGAAGGAUUUGGGGCAUGUUCACCACAAAUGAGCCUCUUUCCUCUAACAUCAAUUCCAAGUUUCUUUCUGGAGAGAUUGAAAGUUUGUGAAAAGUACUUUACAGGUCUUCAAAUGGAAGCCAUUGAUCAGAAUAUUAAACAGUUCCAUCACAUGAGUGCAAGAGAAAGAAAAUCUCACACUAAACUUCGCCAUCUUGUAGUGGAGGCUUUUGUAGAAAGAUUCUUAUUGCAGCCAAUCAAUAGAGAGGAUCGGAUAGUGCCUGGUGUCAACUUAGAUGGUACACAACUGAGCUUCACAAGAGGGCCUUCAAAUGAUGUUCCUUUUAAUGAGAUUUUUAAUGGUCGACAUCAGAUUGGAAGCUAUAAUCAGAGGCAAAGAACCCUGGACCAAGACUGGUUUGAAAACAUUCAAAGUGAUGAUUUGUUUAAAUUACAUCCCUCUCAAUAUCAAAGCCUAGAAGGUAAUGUUAAUACUUCAUGUUGAGCAGCAAAGUCUGAGAUAUGAUACAAUACCUUCCUGUUGUAUUGUUUGCUAUAAUACUGGUAAUAGUCGUGAUAAUGAUAAACUUUCAGUAACUUCUGGACUGCCAGUACUAGCAAGUCCUCAUUACUCCAUAUUUCAAGGUUGUCAUACUAAGUCCUCCACAUGUUCAAAUAAUAAACCCAUUUAAAAGUAUUCUUCACACGGGUGAAGGAACAAGAUCCAGAGAUAGCAAAUACGAUUUCCUCACCCCUGCAGAAUUCAGUUUCCUGAAUAAUAAUAACUGAUACAUACCAGUGUGAGAGUAAACUUGUGCACACCCUUUACCAGGAGUGCAUUUCGAAAAAGACUGAAAAAUUCAAAAGGCCUUUGAGAAACACAUGCUAGCACAUAUUUGGUGGCAAGUCUGAAAUAUUAUCUUAACUCUGUUUUUGUUUUUCCAGGUCUAUCACAAACUUCCAAUGGUGUCACACUCAUUCCACUCUACCCUGACCAAGUUGCGUGGCUUCCUAAAGCACUCUAUACCACACCUAAAGACAUAACAGAAACCUGGAAAAUGCAGGCUGCAGCUUGUCUAGGUGUUGUGUUGAAUUCCCGAUUCUGCACACCCCUAUACAUCAGCAAGUUGCGAGAGGCAAGGCAACGGGCAACAAUCCUAAAAAAAGACAACCUUGAGAACCUUGAGAGAAUUUUAAACAGAGGAGAUCCUUCACAUGUUGUUAGCAUGUCGCCAGGUGGUGAAGCAGAAGUGAAAAAUCUUGAUAACAUCAUUUCCUUCACAGAAAUGUCUCAGAAUGAGAACUGUGGAAUUUUGUUAAAUGUUGGCUGUAGUCUUGAUUAUGUGAAACAUCAUCUGGAAGAGAGAAAUGCAAAUUUUAGUUCCAUUCACAUACAUAUUUCAGCAGAAAGUGGAAGAGUAUCACUUAAUCAGGAAACCGGUUGCCAAAUUGAAGAAAUCUCUCAGAAUGUGAAAAGGAUUUUGCAAAUAGACAAUAGCCAAAACAUUAAUCUAGUUUUUGCAGAUGUAGACAAUAGUGAU
Porites evermanni is the source of this 3858-nucleotide messenger RNA. The record is from the annotation of a GenBank genome assembly. NCBI's taxonomy places the organism in Eukaryota, Metazoa, Cnidaria, Anthozoa, Scleractinia, Poritidae.